This is a messenger RNA of Vicia faba (fava bean), 1077 nucleotides long. The record is from the annotation of a GenBank genome assembly. Lineage: Eukaryota; Viridiplantae; Streptophyta; Magnoliopsida; Fabales; Fabaceae.
AUGGGUAUGUUCGUUGUAGCACCAUCUCCUUUUCAUCAUCACCACCAUGAUUCUCUCAUCUCCGAUUCUCAUCCUCUUAACCCUGCCACCGCUCUCGGCGUCGGGGUUAUACCUUUACUCACCGCUUCACCUUGCCUUGAGAAUGAAAACAUCUUAAACUUAAACACCAGACGAAACCAUAACCAUAACCAUAACCAAAACCAACAAGGAAUUCAAUUUUGGCAUGAACCACAGCCCCAGCAACAUCAACAUCAACAUCACCAGCAACAUAAUUCUCACUCGCACUAUUUGAAAAAACAAGGUUUUCUUGAUCAUCAUAAUACAAGUCCAACUAAUUUAGUUCAACACUGUGGUGGCGGUGGUGGUGGUGGUGGUGGGGGAGGAUUAACAGUUUCUGGAACUAGCAGUGGUGGAGGAACAACAACGUGUCAAGAUUGUGGUAACCAAGCGAAGAAAGAUUGUAGUAAUAGAAGAUGUAGAACUUGUUGUAAAAGUAGAGGUUUUGAUUGCCCUACUCAUGUUAAAAGCACUUGGGUACCUGCUGCUAGAAGAAGAGAACGUCUUGCUUCUGCGACGACAACCACGGUGGUUGCUGGUGGUGGCUCUAGUGGUUCAACAUCUGGUGCUAAAAAACCUAGACUCAUAGCUUCACAAACUACUUCUCACACUUCCACUUCUAAUACUACACCCCCUAGAAGCUUCGACACCACCUCUAGCCAUCAAGAUGCAGGUUUCAAAGAGUCAAUGCCAGGUCAAGUUCGCGCACCAGCAGUAUUCAAGUGUGUUAGAGUAACAUCAGUAGACGAUGGAAAAGAUGAGUAUGCAUAUCAAGCAGUAGUGAAGAUCAAUGGCCAUGUUUUCAAAGGUUUUCUCUAUGAUCAUGGUGUUGAGAAUAGAGAGGUUUAUCCGAACCUUUCUGAGCUUCAUUUAGGUGGUGGAAGUGGUAAUAGUGGAGGUGCAAAUAGAAAUGUUGGUUCAUCUUCACCUAUGUUGCAUCCUUCUCAUGAUGUUUAUGCAGCAGCUUCAAGUGGAGGUUUACUUGGAAACUCAGGUUAUGGUGGUAAUCAAAUCAAUUGA